Messenger RNA from Nelumbo nucifera (sacred lotus), 1364 nucleotides. RefSeq names its product GDSL esterase/lipase At1g74460-like. Gene Ontology annotation, molecular function: hydrolase activity, acting on ester bonds. NCBI's taxonomy places the organism in Eukaryota, Viridiplantae, Streptophyta, Magnoliopsida, Proteales, Nelumbonaceae. The record is from RefSeq and is a predicted model, not a curated record.
CAUGGAUGAUUUCUAAUAGGGGAGGCACCGUAGUCGUCAGUCAUCACCGUGCUUGUGCAAGCUAGCUAGACCGAUCAAGAUAUGGAGUGUUCAGACGCGAGGAUGUUAUUGGUAGUGUUGAUGAUUGUGGUAGCUGGCUCUAGGCAAGCCUCUUGCAACGUCGUUCAGUUCAUAUUUGGGGAUUCCCUGUCGGAUGUGGGAAAUAACAUGUACCUCACUAGGAGCCUGGCAAGACCAAGUCUGCCAUGGUAUGGGAUCGACUUCGGCAACGGAUUGCCCAACGGCAGGUUUUCUAAUGGUCGAACAGUUGCAGACAUAAUCGGUGACAAAAUCGGUCUUCCCAGGCCGCUUGCAUUCCUCGAUCCAUCUUUAAACGAAGACAUCAUACUAGAGAGCGGAGUUAAUUAUGCCUCUGGUGGUGGUGGCAUCUUGAAUGAAACCGGUGGCCUUUUUCUGCAAAGAUUUUCACUCUACAAGCAGAUAGAGUUGUUUCGAGGAACACAAGAGCUGAUAAGGAAUAAAAUUGGUGCUGAAGCAACAGAUAAGUUCUUCCAACAAUCCUUCUACAUAGUGGCUUUAGGGAGCAAUGACUUCAUUAACAACUACUUACUGCCAGUAUACAGGGAUUCAUGGAAGUACUCAGACGAUGGCUUCAAUGAGUACUUAAUGAUGACUCUGGAACAACAGCUCAAGCUACUGCAUGGCUUAGGGGCUCGGCGAUUGAUAGUGUUUGGGUUAGGACCCAUGGGUUGUAUUCCCCUCCAACGUGUCCUAACUUCAUCAGGGGACUGCCAAGAGAAAACCAACAAUCUGGCCAUCAACUUUAACAAAGCUGCUGAGAAGCUUUUACAGGAUCUUUCGGGCAAUCUCCCCAACACAAGCUUCAGAUUUGGAGAUGCUUACGACAUGGUGAAUGAUGUGAUUAGUAAUCCUGAUAAAUACGGAUUUGACAACUCAGACUCCCCAUGUUGCACAAUUGGACGGAUUCGGCCCUCUCUUACAUGUAUCCCCGUGUCAAGAUUGUGCAAAGAUAGAAGCAAAUAUGUUUUCUGGGACGAGUAUCACCCGUCAGAUAGAGCAAAUGAGUUGAUUGCUGAUGAGAUCAUCAGAAAGCUUGGACUUUCACAACUCAAUACAACAAAUUCGUUUUCACAAUCAACAGCCCCUUCCCCUGCCCCUUUCUCCUAGCUAGCGUCAUUGCUGACAUUUAUACGUACGUUCGGCUUUUUUUAAUAUUAAUGAACUUCACUUCACCUUUGCCGAGUUCUUCUUUGUACGUGUUUGUGCUGAAAUCUUGUUUUUACAGUAGGUAAUGCUAUACUACAACGGGUAUUUGUCUUGAUUUUGACGAUGCAUCUCAUAAA